CAUGUCAAUUCCGCGCACGGGCACCGGUCAUGCCAUGCACGCCGACGCCAACUGCACGUACCAUCGCCAUCUACCACGUGGCGCGCCGCUUUCAAAUGUGUUGCAGUGUCGCGUCUCCCUCCUGCGCCACGUCGUGGCCGCUAUUUGCGGGACGGGUGGAAACUUUGCGCGGAGGAGACCUGAAGCUCGAAUGGGCGGAAGCUCGAAUGGGCGGAAGCUCGAAUGGGCGGACAGGAGAUGGCGGGGGAGGGAAAGACACAUGCGGUGGGAGUUACGGGUCGCUUCUAUCCGCGCUACUGGGGAUACGUGGGGCGGCAAGUCGGACGAGUUUUCUCGCGCUCGAGCGAUCGAGCGAUCGAGAGGGGAUCGAGAGGGAUCGAGAGGGAUCGAGCUUCUGCUAUGCCGCCUCCUGACUUGAAGCCUUCUCUUCAUAAUAAGUGGGUCUUACGUGCGUCGCUGCGAAGCUCUUCUGCGCGGGGCUGGAGACGGCUCCCCGAAAGAUCCGCCAGCCGUGGAUCGUGGCUGCACAGAUUCCAGAUCGGUGCAAGGUUCAGCCGUGAUUGGAUUCAACCGUGAUUGGGUUCAGCCGUGAUUGUGGAUCAGAUUCAAGGCGUUGAAUCGUUGACGGAGCAUGGCUCAUCACCCGCCUUGUAGCGCUCGUUUAGGCGUCACUUGUGCAACUAGCCUGGCCGCUAGUAGCAUGGCUGCUAGUAGCGUGGUUGCUACUGUUGCCGCCGCCACAGCGCGCCGAUGGCCUGCGCCCAUAUUUUGCAGCGUGCGCCAUCCUCUGGCCUCGACCUUCUCAGUAGGCGGACUCCACAGAACGCCACUGUCAAGGACAGUUGACGGAGGACGACGCAGAUUGAUUCUCACGAGCCGGAUAGAGAGCAGCAGCAGCGGUGGCAGCGGCGGCAGCAGCGGCAGCGGCGGCAGCAGCAGCAGCAGCAGGGAGGAUGGAUUUUCUUGGACUGCUAGGCGCGUGGAGAGGAGGAGAGCGGGUGGGCGGAAGGGGAGAGGAGGGGGAGGAGGGAGAUUUGGGGAGACGCUGGAUGAGGAGAAAAGCGAGGGGAAAGGAAGGGGUGACAAUAUGAAGAAGGAUGGUGACUAUAUGGAGCAGUUAGGUGAUGGUGGUGGGAAGGGUGGAACGCAGAAGCAAGGCUCUUUGUCACGGACAUCAUCAUCGGUGGCUGAACCAGUUUCAAAUUCAAACUCAAACGCACUGGAUAAAGCCAGGCUUGUGUUUUCCACUCAGGUGGCAGCCCUCCCCGCCCGCCUGCACCAGAUGCUACCUCCCCUCUCCUCCCCGCACUCCCGAAACCUACCCUUCCUCCUCUCCUCCUCGCUGCUCCUCCUCAUCCUCAUCCUCCUCCGGCUCCAUCGCACCAUCGGUCGCACCUGUCUCGCAGCUUUCGCCGUGGCACAUCGUCUGUUCGUCGCCCGGCUACCCCCUGCUGUGGGUUCUGAGGACAGUCUGCAGCUGCGGAGGAGGGCUGAGCGUGUGCUGCGGAGGAGGGCUGAGCGUGUGGUUCAAAAAGGGCAGCGGCAGCAGGAGGAGGAGGAAGAGGAAGAGACAGCAGCAGCAUGUGCGUUGGGUCCUGAGGACAGUCUGCAGCUGCGGAGGAGGGCUGAGCGUGUGGUUCAAAAAGGGCAGCGGCAGCAGGAGGAGGAGGAAGAGGAAGAGACAGCAGCAGCAUGGCAGCGGCAGCAGGAGGAGGAGGAAGAGGAAGAGACAGCAGCAGCAUGUGCGUUGGGUCCUGUGGACAGUCUGCAGCUGCGGAGGAGGGCUGAGCGUGUGGUUCAAAAAGGGCAGCAGCAGCAGGAGGAGGAGGAAGAGGAAGAGACAGCAGCAGCAUGUGCGUUGGGUCCUGUGGACAGGCAGCGGCAGCAGGAGGAGGAGGAAGAGGAAGAGACAGCAGCAGCAUGUGCGUUGGGUCCUGUGGACAGUCUGCAGCUGCGGAGGAGGGCGGAGCGUGUGGUUCAAAAGGGGCAAAAAACUGAUCCACUUGAGGGGGAAGAGACCACAGGAGCGGCAGCAACAUCACACGCCCUGUGUUCUGAGGAUAUCUUACAGCAGCGGAAGAGGGCUGAACUUGUGGUUCAAAAGAAGACGCAGCCCCAGCAGGAGGAGGAGGAGGAAGAGACAGCAGCAGCAGGGCCAGCAGUAGUGCUACGAGCUUUAGAUUCUGAAGACAGCUUGCAGCUGCGGCAGAGGGCUGAGCGUGCCGUUGACAAGGGACAGCAGGAGGAGGAGGAGGAGGAAGAGGCAGCAGAGGUGGCAGAGGCAGCAGAGGCAGCAGAGGCGGCAGAGGCAGCAGAGGCGGCAGAGGCGGCAGAGGCGGCAGAGGCGGAAGAGGCGGCAGAGGCAGCAGAGGCGGCAGAGGCGGCAGAGGCGGCAGAGGUGGCAGAGGCGGCAGAGGCGGCAGAGGCUGCAGCAUCAGCGUCACGUGCGUUGGGUUUUGAAUGCAGCCUGAAGCUGCAGAAGAGGGGUGAGCUAACCGUUGAAAAGCGGCAGCCAGAGGAUUCGCACGAGGGGGAAGACGCAGCAGCAGCAGCAGCAGCAGGAGUGUCAGCAGUAACAGUGCCACGUAAUUUGUGUGGGGGAGCAGGGGAAAGAGGGGUUGCAGCAGAGGAAGAAGCAAGGGCAGUGGCAGGGACAGCAUGGGAAGCAGAGGAAGCAGAGGAAGCAGAGGAAGCAGAGGAAGCAGGGCAAGAAUACAAGGCGAGAAUGGAGGUUAACCAAUCUGACAAGCACAUGACGUCCACAGCAGAACCACCCGACACUGGGGGAACAGCUCUGCCUGUGAACGAAGAUAGAGAAGGAGCUGUAGCCUCCUCCCAGGGGGGGAUUUACAGAAAGGGAAGGGGCGAGGUUGAGGGGGAAAGGAUCAGAUUGGAUCUGAUUGUUCCUGAUUGGUGGCAGGAGGCGUGUGAUGAGCUGGCCUUGCAGCGAGCACAGGGGCUGGUUGGAGGCUCGGGCCGAGCCGGGCAGACAGGUUCGGGAGGCGUUUCGGUGAAAGACACACGAUUUGCUGUGAUGGGUGCAUUGGAGCAUUUCAACUCAUCCCGCCACAUCCCACCAGAGGCUCUCCUCCAGAUCUGGGCUGCGUGGCGAGCAUCUGGUGACACGUGGCACACCCACAGGGAUUCUGUGCAGAUGAUUGUGUUCAGAGCUGCUGUCCAGCUGGCACUGGAUGAAUGCAUGGGCGGUGACACGCUCUCGUCUCCGCACCUCCUUCCCACCUCCUCCGGCCCGCUAUUCCUUGUCGGGAUCGCAGCCGCCGUUGGCAUUGCACCCGCUUUGGCAGCCUCAGCUGCACGGAAGGGAGUGGCUAGUAGACUGGCAGCUGAGCUCGUUGCUUGCAAUGAGUUGAUGAAGGCCUUUAAGUGGAAAAAGGCGAACGUCAAGUUCCAGCGAAUUGCAAACCUUCUUUCUACAUUCACUCCUCCAGCAAUCUCGCCGGAGCUAGCGUCUUCAGCCCAUCUUCUAAGUGACAUGCUGUCUCACCGGCAGCGGGAGGAGCUGGCAUGGAUGUAUGGGAAGGCAGCUGGCCCCAAGCAUGUGGGCCUCGUGAGGCGAGCUCUAGGAGUGUGAUGCUAUGAUCAGCGUUUUCAACCUACCUUUCUUCUGCGACGCUGCCGUAAUCCUCGUAGGAGUUUGAGCCGGUAUGGAUCUAUGAGAAGACAGUUGGUCCAACCGUGCAUGUGGCAAAAGUGAGCUUACCUGUUGGAGCAUGGUGGACAGUUGGCUUAGAAUUGGGCGGUUGUGAUCAGCUAGCCCUUGGAGUGUGAAGGAGGGUUGGCCAAUGCCAUACAGCAGCAGGUGAAGCGGGCAUGGAUGCGUGAGAAGACAUCUGCUGUGGCACACUUGCAGCUGAUCCAAUCCAAAGCAUGGAGCACUUGUGAUGUGAGCUAAGAUUCUUUUGAGCAAUAUCCUCGAUUUCGCUCGCUGGUAGCUAGUUGGAAGGUAUGCUUCCACGAUGGAAUGAGCUAGGCUUGAAUGAGGGUAAAUGACUGGAAAAUUGUACCCUGCCAUGAUAUUGUCUUGCAUCAGUAAGGAUUGUGCA
Messenger RNA from Closterium sp. NIES-67, 4064 nucleotides. The record is from the annotation of a GenBank genome assembly. NCBI's taxonomy places the organism in Eukaryota, Viridiplantae, Streptophyta, Zygnematophyceae, Desmidiales, Closteriaceae.